Messenger RNA from Penicillium brevicompactum, 1902 nucleotides. RefSeq lists its product as uncharacterized. Lineage: Eukaryota; Fungi; Ascomycota; Eurotiomycetes; Eurotiales; Aspergillaceae. The transcript has 5 exons. The record is from RefSeq and is a predicted model, not a curated record. Bases 1 to 1902 code for a protein of 633 amino acids.
AUGCCUUCGGACUCUGAACUUUCAUCAUUAUCGUCGGCACCCCCGACAGACGAUGAAGCUACCAUGGCGACCGAAAAGCCAUCAGGCAUCGCAAAAUACUUCAAGAAGGAGUCUGAGACGCCGCCGCCGAAGCGGGAGCCGUCACCACCGCAUGAAUACGUCUUCGCCGAUAACCCUGAUAUCGCAUUCAUCGUCAUGUUCCGCGCGCGUUUCCAUGAAGUCUUCCCCCGAACAGUGCCAAACUACGGACCACAGGAUAUCGAGAAGGUGGAAGAAUCUCCCCCGGAGGAAGGAAUUGAAAGACUUCUAUGCGCAUUACUUGGACUUGUUCUGAAUCGCAAGAAGGAAGUUGAGUAUGGUCGCCACCCGUUGAUUGAUGCCGUGGCGGAGCUCCUCGCGAACGCGCUUUUGCCCCGCCCGCGAAAUCACUUCACGCGCCCCCUCGAAGAAGCAAUUAAUACACACCAGUCGCAAUGGCCCAGAGAAUGGCAGGGCAAGAACCCCCUUCACGGGGGUCGCAGCUUCGCGACCAUGUCCCCUGUAGAACGUCUGCAACUAUUGAAAGCUUUGAUACUUUGGUCACUUUCAUCUUCCGAAGCUGUCGCGGCAAAGAUCAAGGAAUCCUACAAACAAGCGCGCCAUGAUGACGACCUCAACCAGCCUUUAUCUGUUCAACCCUGGGGACGGGAUAGCUUGAAACGUCGGUAUUGGCUCAUUGAAGGCCAAGACGAUACGAACUUCCGACUUUACCGUGAAAGCAACCCAGUUCUCAAACACAACACGUGGUGGAGUAUCGCAGGUAGUAUUCCUGAGUUGGAAGCAGUCGCAGAAAAGCUCGAAGGUGAGAAAGGAAUAAAUUCCAAAAAGCUUAGCGAGAAGAUCCGUCUCUCCAUUCCCAGAUUUGAGGCGUCAGAAGAGAAGCGUAGACGUCGUGACUACCGUCUCGCCCGCAAAGCGGCCUUCACUCGCCCGGAUCCUGGCUUUUCCAUGUAUGAGGGUCGUACACGUGGAAAGAAACUCAAGUAUACAUAUUCAGAAGACGAGGGCAUUUUCUCCGAGGACGAGCCCUUCACUCGUCGUUCCAACCGAAAUGCUGCACCUGCAGAGGUUUCAGCGGAGUCUAGGCGACCUCGGUUUACAGCAAGUGGGAGACAGAUUCGCUCCCGUGCGGGGGGCCUGUAUGGAGAGGCUCUCUUGUAUGGGCAACGCGAUGGCGCUGAUGAUGAUGAAUUUGACGAGGAGGAGGAGGUUAGCAGACCGCAGAGGACGCGGACUUCAAUCCACCCAAAUGGAUAUUCUGGAUACGAUGCUGAAGAUCUGGAAGACGCAUCAGAAGCUCACUCGAGCGCGAAUGACAGUGGCAAUGAAUGGCGCGGUGUGGAUGAUGAUUUGGAGAAUGAAUUUGAAGGCGAUGACGAGGAUAAUGAAGCCAGCGGGGAGGAGUCGGAUGAAAACCAAGAGCCAGAAAGUCUUGUCGUGCAGCUUCGAUACGGCAAGGGAGAUGCGUCGGGGAAACCUGAAGUUCAGAUCGACAAACCGCCCCCCGUCGAGGACGUCGAGAUGAAAGACGUGGAAGGGACUGUUACCGCGGCACCAGCACCAGCACCAGCACCAGCACCAGCACCGUCGACGACACUCCCUCACCACAUCAACUCGACCGUGGGACAACAGACCCCGGCACCUGUCCAUGGAUUCCCCGCUGUGCCGAUACCUCAGGUGCCUACCCAACCUACGCCGACUGUGACAGCACCAUCUGCUGUUUCCGAUCCUAAGCCGCAAGGAUUUGUCCCACAAGAUCAGAUGACCACUGCUCCUUUGCCAACUCCUCAAGUACCUCUGGAUGCCAGCAUCGGAACACCAAAGGACAAUCCAGUGGAGCCCAACGGAGCGACUCGACCCUAA